UUUUAGCAAUGGCCACUUACGUCCACUCUACAGCUGAUCUACCUCAGAUGCGCAUUUUUUUCCACACUCUCACAACCUCUUCUUAAAAAAAGCUUGAAUCUUAAGGCAUCUCAGGAUGACAAGUGAGUUAUUUGAGGUGUUCCGGGUAGAAGACAUCACUUAAUUUCAUCUCUAUAUGUCGGGAAAGUUGUAUAAUUGAGGGAAAUAAUCAAAUAGCUUUGCUUUUUGCAAAACUAAGUUUGGAAAUAAAUUUAGAGAUUGGGCAUUAACACUUCUUGGACGUGGGGCUUGAUGGACGAUACUCGGGAGGAUGAUAGGUACCCGUCCAAUCCUUAUGGCAUAAAUGACCAAGAGUUUCCCAUUCGGAAUGCCACUUAUGUUGGGAAUGUUGGUAAUGAGUAUGUUGAGGAUGAAGAUAAUGAUGAUGAUAACGAAGAUAUGGAAUAUGAAGACGAUGAUGAUGAUGAUGGUGGAGGGUCUAGUGUUCAGAGGAUUAAAGAUGAUUAUGCUGAUGAUGAUGUUGAUGAUGACGAUGAAGAUGAGGAUGAGGAUGAGGAUGAGGAUGAUUAUGGUAAUUUACAGAGGCACCCGAAAAAGAGAAAACUGAAAAGCUUGUUGUCGAGUUAUGAGUUUGCACCACGAGUACCAGCACCAUCAUCUGCAACUCCUGCGGUGCCAAAGCCAUCAUAUGGUGGACGGAAUCCGCAUACAGAUUGGACUGAGAGUGAGACUGUUAUCUUACUGGAUGCUUGGGGUGAUCGGUUUCUUAAGCAUGGGAGGAAGAGCCUUCGGUCUGAAGAGUGGCAAGAGGUUUCUAAGAAGGUCUCCCAGGAGUCAAAAAUUGAGAGAACAGAUACUCAGUGUCGGAACCGUUUAGAUACAUUGAAGAAAAAAUACAAGAAAGAGAAGAUGAAGUUGGGAGAAUCUUGGGGUUCCACUAGUAAAUGGGUGUAUUUCAAGAAGAUGGAUAUGUUGCUGUCAUCAGGCCCACAGCAAGCUGGCCUAUCAUGUGGAGUGGACUCAGGGGAGUAUACGUUCAUGAACCCUAAAGUUUAUCUGAAUAGCUCCAAUGGAAUGGAUGAGAUGAGAGAUAGCCCAGGGAAUUCGGAAUCCACCAAAGGUGAGGAAGGUGUUCCGGAGGGUCUCCCUCCUAAGAAAACGAGGAAUGAAAUGGGUAAUGGAGCUUCUCUUAAAUUGCUUGCUGAUUCCAUCCAGAAAUUUAGCGACAUAUAUGAGAAGAUCGAGAACAGUAAGAGACAACAAAUGCUGGAACUGGAGAAAAUGAGGAUGGACUUCCAUAGAGAUUUGGAGAUGCAGAAGAGGCAGAUUCUAGAGAGAGCUCAAGCUGAGAUUGUGAAAAUACGACAAGGAGAUGAAGAUAAUGAUGUGUCUGCUGAGAAUGUCAGCGGUUAAUGUAUCUUGUCAUCAUUGUAUUUUAUCCAGGGAAUUAUCCCUGGAUACAUUGUUGUGUGUGGGGAUUAUUGGAUGCUGGCAGUUGUACUAUAUCCACGGUUGUAACCCUAUUGGUCCUUGAUCUUCAAGGCAAUAAUACUGAGAUGAUGAGAACAUUUAUUAAAGUCAUAGUAAUUAAACUUUUUCUUAGUUC
This is a messenger RNA of Olea europaea var. sylvestris, 1606 nucleotides long. RefSeq names its product trihelix transcription factor ASIL2-like. The record is from RefSeq and is a predicted model, not a curated record. Gene Ontology annotation, cellular component: nucleus. Bases 292 to 1413 code for a protein of 373 amino acids. The transcript has 3 exons. NCBI's taxonomy places the organism in Eukaryota, Viridiplantae, Streptophyta, Magnoliopsida, Lamiales, Oleaceae. Gene Ontology annotation, molecular function: transcription cis-regulatory region binding.